This is a messenger RNA of Ailuropoda melanoleuca (giant panda), 1515 nucleotides long. Its product is annotated as ATP-dependent RNA helicase DDX19A. NCBI's taxonomy places the organism in Eukaryota, Metazoa, Chordata, Mammalia, Carnivora, Ursidae. Gene Ontology annotation, molecular function: ATP binding; nucleic acid binding; RNA helicase activity. The record is from RefSeq and is a predicted model, not a curated record.
CUCCGCUUCCUGUCCGCGUGGGGGAGGUUCUCGGGGAGGCAGCGGACUCAGGGCAGGUGUUGGCGCGCGUGCGGUGAAUUUUUUCGCAAGUCGGCCUCCCUUCCCGCCGGAUCAUGGCCACCGACUCGUGGGCCCUGGCAGUGGACGAGCAGGAAGCGGCUGUCAAGUCGAUGAGUAAUUUGCAAAUCAAGGAAGAAAAAGUCAAACCAGAUACCAAUGGUGUUAUUAAAACUAAUGCCACUGCAGAGAAAACAGAAGAAGAAGAGAAAGAGGACAGAGCUGCCCAGUCCUUACUCAACAAGCUGAUCAGAAGCAACCUUGUGGAUAACACAAACCAGGUGGAAGUCCUGCAGCGGGACCCAAACUCCCCGCUCUACUCAGUGAAGUCCUUUGAGGAGCUUCGGCUGAAACCACAGCUUCUCCAGGGAGUCUAUGCCAUGGGCUUCAAUCGACCAUCCAAGAUACAAGAGAACGCAUUACCCAUGAUGCUUGCUGAGCCCCCACAGAACCUGAUUGCCCAGUCUCAGUCGGGUACUGGUAAAACAGCUGCCUUCGUCCUGGCCAUGCUCAGCCGAGUGGAACCAGCAGAGAGAUACCCCCAGUGUUUGUGCCUCUCCCCAACAUAUGAGUUGGCUCUUCAAACGGGAAAAGUGAUUGAGCAGAUGGGCAAAUUUCAUCCAGAACUAAAGCUUGCUUAUGCUGUCCGAGGCAAUAAAUUGGAAAGAGGUCAGAAGAUCAGUGAGCACAUUGUCAUUGGCACCCCUGGGACUGUUCUGGACUGGUGCGCACUCAAGUUCAUUGACCCCAAGAAGAUCAAGGUGUUUGUUCUGGAUGAGGCUGACGUGAUGAUAGCUACUCAGGGCCACCAAGAUCAGAGCAUCCGCAUCCAGAGGAUGCUGCCCAGGAACUGCCAGAUGCUGCUUUUCUCUGCCACCUUCGAAGACUCCGUAUGGAAAUUUGCCCAGAAAGUGGUCCCAGACCCAAACAUUAUCAAACUGAAGCGUGAGGAGGAGACCUUGGACACCAUCAAGCAGUAUUACGUCCUGUGCAAUAACAGAGAUGAGAAGUUCCAGGCCUUGUGUAACCUCUACGGGGCCAUCACCAUUGCUCAGGCCAUGAUCUUCUGCCAUACCCGCAAAACAGCUAGCUGGCUGGCAGCAGAGCUCUCGAAAGAAGGCCACCAGGUGGCCCUGCUGAGUGGAGAAAUGAUGGUGGAGCAGAGGGCUGCGGUCAUCGAGCGCUUCCGAGAGGGCAAAGAGAAGGUGCUGGUGACCACCAACGUGUGUGCCCGCGGUGAGCAGAGAACGCGUCUGUCCGCCAGGCCGCGGGUAGCCAGGGAAGUCCUCCUGUACGGGGCUCCGCUGGUUUGGGGGAGUCCAUGUGGGGUUGGUGCGGACAUUCUUUUCAGGGAGAGACUGGAUUCCCCCGGCAGAUAAGAACUGUCACAGAAGCCAGGGGCUCCCAUGAGGUGGAAGGACAUGGACGAGCAUCUCGCUGGUUCAGGAUGGUGCCUGU